AUGGGUACCGGGACGCGUAGACAAAUAUGCACUUGUGUGUCUUCUCCUGUUUUGUUUUGUUUUUCUUACUUGAUGUGUGUGUGUGUGUGUGUUUUAGGGCGAGGCAGGAUGUCACUUAGCGAGACGCAGCGCGAGCGAUUCUCCCUGCAGUUCCUCAUCUUCGACAAGGACUCUGACGGCCGCAUCACGACGGAGCAGUUGGGGCCGCUGUUGCGCAUUUGGGGCUUUUGCCCAUCCGAGGCGGAGGUGCAGGCGACGGUGCGGCUCUUGGACCCGGACAACACAGGCGUUCUUACGAAGGCGCAGGCCUUUGACGCAGCCGAGUCCAUGCUGAACCAGAUGAUAACCGAAGUGGAUGUGCGGGAGGCCCUCCGGGUGCUCGACGCGGACGGCGACGGAUUUCUUACCACCGCCGAACUGCGCCAUGUUCUCUUGAAUUUAGGCGUCCGGCUGUCGCUGGAGGAGGCGGACGAAGUCAUUGCUGACGCCUACGCGGACGAGGACCAACAAGUCAACACGGAUGAUUUUGCCCGCAUGCUUUUUUCAGAUGCGAGUGAGGGAAAAUUGGAUAUUUGA
Molecule: messenger RNA, 576 nt
Organism: Trypanosoma cruzi
Lineage: Eukaryota; Euglenozoa; Kinetoplastea; Trypanosomatida; Trypanosomatidae
Product: calmodulin, putative
Exons: 1
Coding region: 1-576 (191 amino acids)
Cellular component (GO): myosin II complex
Molecular function (GO): calcium ion binding
Source: RefSeq, a predicted model, not a curated record